Endocarpon pusillum Z07020 is the source of this 7302-nucleotide messenger RNA. RefSeq lists its product as uncharacterized. Gene Ontology annotation, biological process: DNA damage checkpoint signaling; telomere maintenance; protein phosphorylation. NCBI's taxonomy places the organism in Eukaryota, Fungi, Ascomycota, Eurotiomycetes, Verrucariales, Verrucariaceae. The transcript is spliced from 6 exons. The coding region runs from base 1 to 7302 and encodes 2433 amino acids. Gene Ontology annotation, cellular component: nucleus. The record is from RefSeq and is a predicted model, not a curated record. Gene Ontology annotation, molecular function: protein binding; protein serine/threonine kinase activity.
AUGCCGUCUAUUGUAAGCGUAUCUCGACAGCGAAGAUGGCCUGCUGGAACGGUCAAUGGCUCUCAACCCCCACCAUCGUCUCUCAUUGCUACGCAUCUUGCUCCCACCAACGGCUCUACCAUACCACAUUUUGACCCUAGUGAUUUUGCUCUCCUUCUUCAAGAAUCUCUCGGGUCAGACGACGAUGGCCAGCCGAACCUAGGUACUGACGUGACGCUCAAUCACAAGUUGAUUUGUGUAAUCAUCAAAGCAGGAAUAGAUACGAUUGAUUUGGGAAGUAAUGAUCCUUUUCGCCAAGACAACGAGUGUCAUGAUCAAAUCCAGAAAUGCCUGGAGGUCUUUGAUCUGGCGGUAGAAAGAACUCCUGAGGCACUUUUCCUAUCAUCAAAACCAGAAGAUCUUGGCUCAGGAGCUGAGAAUGUUCCUUUGUUCAUCUGGUUUAUUCCUAAAGUGCUAUCCCUUUUAGUUCUGGACCACACAGAAUCGAAGCUGAUAGCGGGAAUCGUUUGGCCACUUCUCGGCAAGAUUCUCUCCGCAGCCAAGCAGUGUUCGAACAAUUUUGACUUGUGUAUUUCUGUUUCGAGCUAUAUGGAAGAACUAAUUGGAGGACUCCUUUCGCACUUUGAGCGCGUUGACAUCUCCGACGGGCGGUCUCAGAAAUCUUCCUCUAUGGCUACACUCGAUCUAACCGAGCUCCUCACAAGUAGCUUAGCGACAACCAACCUACGUGAUGGCAGAUUUCCUGGUGCUUUAUGUCUUGGAACCGUCCCGCAAGGCAUUGAUACCACAUGCAGGCUUCUUAGGCUCCUGGUAAACUCGGUGUUCAGCAGAUCAACAAUGAGUGUAACAGCUAUGAAGCGUUGCGUCUUCUCGAUCAUCGAUCAAUAUCAGCGGCUCUGGAAAGUUCUCAUGAGAGUCUUAGAUGGCUAUUCAGAGGCUGAAAAUCAGUCAUCGAAGCUGGUUGAGUACGUUUUCCAGGGCAUGCAAGAUCUUGUGAUGUAUUUGGUCCAGCCUCUGGGUCAACGCUCCGCAAGCUCUUUCAAUAUUCUGACCAACGAGAUCAUUUCCGUCCUUGACAUUACUAUCAAAAUUUCCACCCAGAUUCCAGGGUUUGCCUCUACAGUUUGCGAAACGGUACAAUCUACAGUGAAGAGAAUGGCUGACGAGGAGAACGUGGUCACUGUUGUCUACGCAAAGAUUCAGGCCUCGCUUUCACAGCUUCGGAGCCUGGCAACGCAGGAUGAUCAUGCGCACCUGACUGAUGGGUUGGCAACUUCCCAGAACCAGCCCGAACACGACACCUUGUCCUGGCCUGAUGAGGGCAGGCCUCGCAAGCGACUGCGGCUUUCGUCGGCCGAGCAUCAUUUGCCUCCAGUCAGCCAAGGACAACAGCUCUGCCGACAGUUGAACUCCUUGGUAGGUGGAAAAGAUACCGCUGAGAUUCAUGAACUCGAAAAGACAGCCCCCGACAAGUUUCAAUCGUUGACUGAAGUGGAUCGGUCUCGUGUUUUCGAGCUCCUUGGUCAGAUCGCUUGCGGGAAUAGCCGUCUAUCCCAUUCUAAUAGUAGUAUACCUGUGUCAUAUCCAACUUGCUCGAUUUGUGACCUUGAUAUCAAGACCAAUAUGGCACAACUGAUCUCUGGAGAUGAACCCGAUACGCUCAUUCAGAUAUUUGCGGCUCUUAUUCCGCUCGUUCAGCGGUCAGCAAAGGUAAGGGUGGUAGCUAUGUUAGCUCUGAGACGUCUUCUUGCCCACACAUCUUCCCCAACAAAUCUGGACAUCUCAAAUUGCGGAGUGGGAGAGUGGUGUCUGCAGUCACUUCGAAGUUCUUCACGAGAAUUACGUAUUGCUGCUGCUGUUACGCUUAAAUUUUUUUUGGCGCCCAUUUCACAGGUUGGGUAUCAGCUGGUCCAUAAAAAUAGGGUGACGACCCUGGACUUCCUUCAUUCUCUGUGGUUAAGAAAUGUACCGUCUCUUCAGGAAACAACGAUUCUUGCUCUGUCCGAGGUCGCUGCUGUUGGUGGAGACGAGGAGCUCAACAUUGUUUUGGUGCGAUUCGUUGAGUUUCUUGGCCAUCCGAAUCUUUACAUCAGUGGCCUUGUCUUCGCGCAGCUACAAAAGCUUGCUCGAAAUAUGAAGCUGACUCCGGGGAGUCUGCUGAAACCAUUCUGGCGAACGAUAGCUGUUGUUGUUGUCAAAAGUAUCCAGACUCGGCCGAUUAUCGCACAAUCGUUAUGUGACUUCUUAGGCGCGGACAUGAAUGUGGAUGUUCUUCUCAUGUUCAUAGAGGAGUACGCAUUACCAUAUCUUGUACUGACACGCAAGCAAGAUCUCGUGCUACGGAUUGCUUUAGCUCAUGGUCAAACCAUGUCACCUUUUGACUUGUGUACGAAGAGCAACAAUUUUGCUGCUAUACUGUCGUAUCUUCUGGCACAGUCUGGCGUGGAAGCAGAAAAUCUGGUCAUGUCACUUCUUCUAGAUACUUCACCAGAGUUUAGGCAGCGGGACAUCUCAGCAUGGGCAAAGCUAGAGCCUAUACUCGUUGCCUGCGAACUUUUGAAGUCUAUCGUCGAUGCAGGUGGUGAGCGCAGCUCGAAGGCGUAUCACGGUCUGCAGCUGCUAGCAAAGUUGGAUUUGAGAAGAGGUACGAUGUCGAGUGGGCUAAAAAAAGGUGAAGUUGUCGCCACGUUUCUUGAAAAUCAUGUCCUGGGCAUCAUUACCCAGUUCACGGCCACAUUCAACGAUUUGCAAUCACGACAGCCAAAUCUUGAAAAGCGCAGAUGCUUGGCAGCGAUUGGGGAGCUACUCAGGCUUGGGCAGCAUCGAAUGUCUAGUGCUUUACCGCAAAUCUGCGCAUGUUUGCGCUCUGCCAUGGAGAACAGAGAACUUUGUGAUAAAGCGUUCGAAUCUUGGGCGUUGAUGAUGAAUCACAUUCCACAGAAUGAUAUUGAACCUUUAAUAGAUCAGACACUUGCGGUCAUCGUGCGCAACUGGAACGUCUUCCAAGACUCUACGCAGCAUGCCGCUCAUGAUCUUAUUGCAAAGAUAUGGGAUGACCAUAAAGACUCAGUACUGGCGAUUCUGGACUCAAUGCCGUCUCUGUCUUCGGUACCUUUGCUGUCCCGAUUCGAGUCCGACAUUAGCGAUUCAAAGAAACAGAUGAACCACCGUCGACAAAUGAUUGCCUUUUCGCGCCGUCUGCUCUCUGAAAACGUAGCGCUGGUUGAGCAAGCUCUGAAAGAAUUGGUGGAAACACUCGGGAACGGCCAAGAAUGGCUUCACCAAUCAUUGCUGCAUGAGCAACCAGAACCUGUAGUUACUGAACUGAUUCGCUCGGUUCUUGAUUGCUGUGUCAGAUUCAAUUCUGAUUCUGCUAUUGCAGGGGCCUGCGGCAAGGCCUUAGGCAAGAUAGGGUGCCUCGACCCGAAUCGAAUCGAGACUGUCAAGGACAGGCGUACCGUAAUGGCAAUAUCGAAUUUUGGUCGAGCAGACGAAACAGUGGACUUCAUCAUGUUCUUCCUUGAGGAAGUCCUAGUGAAAGCCUUUCUCUGUGCCCCAAACACCCGAGCUCAAGGCUUUCUUGCCUGGGCUAUGCAAGAGCUUUUGAAAAUCUGUGGACUAGAAGAAACGGUAGGGCUUCGUCCCCGAACAGCCUUGAAUGCUGGCAAAUACAGAGGCUGGUGGGAUCUGGACGAGAGUGUGCGGAAUACUCUCACUCCCUUCCUGAACUCCCGUUACUGUGUGAACGUGGCGAUGAUGGAAACUCGAUGCUCUUAUCCCCUAUUCAGCUCCAAAGAGAUGAGCCAUAAGGAUUGGCUUCAAAGUAUUGUUCUGGAUCUGCUGACCAGGGCCCCUGGUGAUAACAUUCAGCUGAUCUUCACAAUUUGCCUUCGCAUAAUACGUUUUCAAGAUAUCUCAAUCCCAAUAUUUCUCUUGCCGUAUGCAGCACUUAAUCUGUUUGUGGCCGGAUCCGAGAAACAAAAGGAGGAGAAGCAAAACCUUCUCAACGAGAUGAUUGCAAUUCUAAGGCAACCUCUCUCGGGCAGCCAGCAACACAGAGAGAACAUAAAGCUAUGCAGCCAACGCGUUUUCGAUAUCCUUGAUUACAUGUCAAAGUGGCUGCAACAGAGAAGAAAGCAAUUUCAGGCCGCUGUGGCUCAUAACGAACGUGGAACCGCGGAUCCUGCCACAGAAAUUGUCCAAGCUCAAACUCGCAACAUUGAAAAUAUUCUGCAAGAGAUACCUCCUGACCUGAUUUCCAGCCGCGCUAUUGAAUGUAGGUCAUACUCCAGAGCUCUGUUUCAUUGGGAACAAUACAUAAGAAAGAUGACUGAACAGGAGGGAGAGUCGGACGACCUCUUAGCACGCCUUCAGGAGAUUUACACUCAGAUUGACGAGCCAGAUGGCAUUGAAGGUAUAUCAGCGCAAAUGCAUACCCUCAACAUCGACCAGCAGAUCUUAGAGCAACAAAAGGCAGGGAAUUGGACAGCAGCUCAAAAUUGGUAUGAGAUACAGCUGCAGGAGCGGCCUGACGAUGGCACGGUGCAGGUGAACCUGUUAACUUGCUUGAAGGAGACUGGUCAAAGUGAUGCGCUUCUGAAUCAAUUUGACACCUUCAACAAGACCCAUUCAUUUGCUCAUGUUGUUCCAUUCGCCGUCGAGGCUGCUUGGACGAAUAACAACUGGGCAAAGCUCAAUCAAAUCGUUGACGAAGCAGCAAAUAGGAGUAAUGAUUUCAAUGUUGGUAUUGGGCGAAUUCUGCAGGCGCUGCACCAGAAAGAUCACCACCAGGCUGUAAAUAUUGUUGCAGAGCUUCGUCUUGCCAAUGCUUCGAGUCUGACUUCGACAUCUGCAUCAUCUUUGCAAUCUUGUCAUGACAUUCUGCUUCGUCUUCAUGUCCUUGAUGACUUGGAAUCAAUCGUAUCUGCCUCGGAAGACAAUGGCCCGAUCGUGCUCACCAAUCUUGACCGGCGGAUCGAAGCCAUUGGCGCGGACGUAUCCACCAAGCAAUAUUUACUCAGUCUGCGACGCGCAGCGAUAGCUCUGUCGCCCUACUUUAAUGAUCUCGAUGUUGCAUCUGGCUGGCUGGCUACCGCAAAACUUGCCCGAAAGAGCUCCUUGUCAAAUCAGUCUUUCAAUGCCAUACUCCGCGCAACUGCACUCGGAGAUGAGUCGGCCACGAUUGAGCAUGCAAAGUUGAUGUGGAGAGACGGCUUCCAUCGGAAGGCGAUCCAUAGCCUGGAAGGUGCUAUAGAUUCAAGCGUAUUUCUUUCGCACAAUUUUGAUGCUGAGGACAUGUCGCUGACCUCGGAUCAAAUUCAUAAGCAAAAUGUUGUGAUAGCCAAAGCUCAUUUGAUGCUUGCGAAGUGGCUAGACUCCGCUGGUCAGACUCAAUCCGAGGUCAUCAAGAGGCAAUACCGGAAGGCUACAGAGUUCCACAAGAGGUGGGACAAAGGUUGGUACUACUUGGGAAAGCACUACAAUAAAAUCCUGGAUUCCGAGAAAGCAAAGCCCGUGGGCAAAGAAGCCCAGAGCUAUCUGACUGGAGAAGCAUCCAAGCUGGUAAUCGAAAACUAUUUACGUGCUCUUGGGUUCGGAAGCAAGUAUGUAUUCCAGGCGCUGCCCAAAGUACUCACAUUGUGGCUGGAACUUGUUGCAAUUGCGGAGCAGCCGCAGGAUGCACGGCGCGGCAAUGAGAAAUUCACGGCUCAUAUGACGGCUCAAAGGAAGAAGGUAGUUGAAGAUACGAAUGCUCAGGUCAAGAAAUACGUCGAGCGGCUACAGCCUGUAAUGCUGUACACCAUACUUUCGCAAGUUGUCGCUCGUAUUGGCCAUUCUAAUAAGACGGUUACGGAAAUCCUUAUUGGCAUCGUGGUUAAGGUCCUGAAAGCAUUUCCGCAGCAAGCUAUCUGGACAGUAUUAGCAUUGGCAAAAUCGUCUUCAAAGGAGCGCGCCAGUCGCGGCAUCAGCAUACUUGUCAAGGUCAUCGAGGUUCAGAAAAGAUCUGGCAGAGAUGCAUCCACAGCAGAAUUGAGGAAAGUGAUCGAGCAAGGACAAAGGCUUUCUGAUGAACUCCUGCGUAUCGCUGACCAUGAAUUAAAAGAUGCGAAAGGGACUCAUGUGAGCCUCUCUAAAGAGCUAAAGUUCAACCACAAGCUCGCCCCAUGCAGGCUGGUGGUGCCCAUUGAAGCAUGUCUCAUCCCGAGCAUGCCGAACAGUCAAGAUGCGUGGCCGCCGAAGAACUUUCGUGCCUUUUCCAGAGAGCCUGUUACCAUUGCUGCAGUCCUUGAUGACGCCUUAGUCCUCUCAUCGUUGCAAAAGCCGCGAAAGUUGAGCAUUCGCGGAUCAGAUGGAAAGCUUUACGCAGUCCUAGCGAAACCGAAGGACGACUUGCGUAAAGACCAGCGUCUCAUGGAGUUCAACACAAUGAUCAAUCGCUUUCUGAAACGUGAUGUCGAGGCCUCUAAACGCCGUCUCUAUAUUCGUACAUAUGCGGUAGUACCCUUGAACGAGGAAUGUGGUCUGAUCGAGUGGGUCAACAAUCUCAAGACCUUUCGCGACAUCCUCAUCCGAUUGUACAAAGAGCGAGGGAUCAACCCGAACUAUGCGCAGAUCCGUGCCCUCCUGGAUGAAGCCAGCAAUUGCGCACCAGACAAGACAGCCGAGCUCUUCGAAUCCAGAAUCCUCACCAUGUUCCCCACUCUCUUCCAUGACUGGUUUGUGGAGACUUUUCCCGACCCAAGCGCUUGGUUCGCCGCUCGAAUUCGAUACACCCGUUCUUGCGCGGUCAUGUCUAUGGUUGGUCAUGUUCUAGGACUGGGAGACCGGCACGGCGAGAACAUCCUCUUUGAGGAAGACAACGGUGGCACCCUUCACGUCGACUUCAACUGUCUCUUUGACAAAGGCCUAACCUUUGAGAAACCAGAGAUGGUUCCAUUCCGCCUCACAAAUAACAUGGUCGACGCCUUUGGCGCCUAUGGCUACGACGGCCCAUUCCGCCGUUGUUGUGAGAUCACGCUGACACUUCUCCGUGGCAAUGAGGAUGCACUGAUGACGAUUCUGGAGACGUUCCUGUAUGAUCCAACGACCGAUUUUAUUGGGGGAAAGAAAAAGAGGACGCAUCCGAAUGUGCCGAAUACGCCGCAAGAGGUGCUGGAAGGGGUAAGGAGUAAGACGAGGGGGAUGUUAGAUGGUGAGAGUGUGCCUUUGAGUGUGGGCGGAUAUGUAGAGGAGAUGAUCAAACGAGCUACGGAUCGAAAUCUGCUGGCUAGGAUGUAUAUUGGGUGGUGUGCGUUCUUUUGA